CGUCCCUCUACAAUCGAUGCAACCAUUGCUCAAUAGUUGUGAAUACCGAGCUAAGGGCAUUGAUCAAAGUUGACAAGUAAAAUACCCCAAAAUGUUGAUAUCCCGAGGGGUCGGAGUAAUAAAAAAUGUCACAGCACUCGUUUCACGAACGAAAGCACCGAUGAAGACUCAAGUACGCCACUCAGGUGGACCUGCCAUGUAUCGUGACAUCUGGGAGCCAAACAAAUAUGAUAAAUACAUGGCUGAGUUUGUCGGUGGAGUCAUGUGGUGGUGGAUCCUUUGGCAUAUGUGGCACGAUUUUGGACACAUUGUGGGUGAAUUCGACUACCCAGAGCCGGAAAAGUGGACCGAUGAAGAGCUGGGAAUCCCCCCGGAUGAUGCUGAUGUCUAAAUAAUUGUGAUUACGAACGUGUUGUAGAUAAGAAAGUGAAAAUGCCUCUCCUAGAUAAAGUGUAAUUAUUACAAAAUAUUAUUAAUUAAACUGUCCCUCCUUCAA
Diachasmimorpha longicaudata is the source of this 496-nucleotide messenger RNA. RefSeq names its product NADH dehydrogenase [ubiquinone] 1 beta subcomplex subunit 2, mitochondrial-like (gene Ndufb2). The record is from RefSeq and is a predicted model, not a curated record. Gene Ontology annotation, cellular component: mitochondrial inner membrane. Gene Ontology annotation, biological process: mitochondrial respiratory chain complex I assembly. Lineage: Eukaryota; Metazoa; Arthropoda; Insecta; Hymenoptera; Braconidae. The coding region runs from base 92 to 391 and encodes 99 amino acids. The transcript is spliced from 3 exons.